CUUACGCUUUCUUUAAGGCCCUUUUCAAUAUGCAGGCUGUUGAGUUGUAUCCUUCUUUUUUUUUCCCCUUUCCAUUUAUGGAUCACAUCAAAUCAUUGUCGUCAUUUAUAAAACCGUGAAAGGCAGCUUCUUUUUUAAUUUGAUUCUUUUACUUUUUCAUAUAAACAAAAUCACAAGUGCAAGUAACAUAUCAUGUCAAAACCAUCGUCAAUUGUAAUGGACCAUAGUGAAAUAACAGAAGAAAAAAGGAUAAAACAUCCUCAAGAUACAGAUCUUGAAAAGAACAAAGCAUUAAAUGGUGCUUCUAUAGAAAUUGUGGAUCAGUUCAAAACAGAAGAAGACGAUGAUGCCGUAUCUGUUGAGUCAGAGACCAACGAAUACGUGCUAAAACAGCCACCGGAUGGAGGUAGAGGCUGGCUAGUGCUACUGGGUUGUUUCUGCGGUCUAUUCUGCACACAAGGAUAUAACUAUAUUUUCGGUGUUUUCUUGAACUACUACAACGAGCAUGUGUUUGUAGGUCAAUUGACAGCAUUAUCGUGGAUUGGCUCGCUAUGGCUAGCGCUGAUGAAUGUUGUAGGACCAUUUUACAGUUGGUUUGUGUAUUACAUUGGAUAUAAAUGGAUGCUGACAACGGCUGUCAUUUUAUGGGUACUGGGUCUAAUGUUAGCUAGUAUAGCAACUCAGAUUUGGCAAUUAUACUUGACUCAAGGUGUAUUGAUGGGUUUAGCCGCCAGUUUAGUUUGGUUUCCGUGCAUCAGCGCCGCUCAACAAUGGUUUUCUAAAAAGCGAGGACUGAGUGUCGGUAUUGCCAUUUCUGGAUCCGGUUUCGGUGGCCUUAUCCUUUCCAACAUACUUCAAGCCAUCUUUGAUAGUCUUGGUUAUCAAUGGGCUCUUCGCAUCAUUGGCUUUAUUUCACUUGUGCUAUUAAGUGUGGCUGCUCUACUGGUGAGACCUCUUAACAAGCCUACAAAGAGUGACGUCCGUUUACUGAAUUUGCGACCUUUCCGUAACUUUCAAUUUUGCUUGAUGUUUGGUAUUCAAUUCAUUGGUAACUUUGCUUUCAAUGUACCUUCUAGUUUCUUACCAGCCUAUGCUCGUUAUCUUGGACUUGAUCCCUGGAUUGGUACAAACAUGUCCGCUAUUAUUUCUGGUGUCAUGAUUGUAGGCAAGAUUACAAGCGGUUUGCUGAGUGAUUUUGUCGGCAGAGCCAAUAUGACCUUUAUUGUUAUUUUUAUGACCGGUGUCCUGUCUCUUGCCCUAUGGCUCCCAUCUACCACGGCUGGGGGUAUUUGGGCUUUUGCUGCCCUGUUUGGUUAUUUUGGCGGCGGUUAUAUGGCCAUGGUUCCUGCUUUGUUGGGUCAAGUGGUUGGUAUGGAUGAAAUUGAAGCAGCCAAUGGUAUUCUUUUCUUUGCUUGGAUCUUUGGUGGGCUAUUCGGUCAGCCUAUUUGUGCUGCUCUUAUCAACGAAGAAAGUGGCCACCCUACUUAUAACUAUGCUAUCAUUUUUGGCGGUGUAUUGAUGACAUUCGCUGGUUUGUUAGCUUUGGCAAUCAGAAUUUUACGUGCUGGCUGGAAUCCAUUCGUAAAAGCUUAGGUUGUACAAUUAUACAUUUUUUUUUAAGGAAAUAGACACUUAAAAUGAUAUCACUUUCAAGAGAUUCUAUAAUCAGCAUACCUUAUACAUUUAUAUCUACAAAAAAGUAACAAUAAACGGAACAAAUAAUUUGUUAAUAUCUAAUCUGAAAUCAUAUCAUCGAAGGGCCA
This is a messenger RNA of Mycotypha africana, 1763 nucleotides long. RefSeq names its product major facilitator superfamily domain-containing protein. The transcript is spliced from 5 exons. Gene Ontology annotation, molecular function: transmembrane transporter activity. NCBI's taxonomy places the organism in Eukaryota, Fungi, Mucoromycota, Mucoromycetes, Mucorales, Mycotyphaceae. The record is from RefSeq and is a predicted model, not a curated record. Gene Ontology annotation, cellular component: fungal-type vacuole membrane. Gene Ontology annotation, biological process: transmembrane transport. The coding region runs from base 193 to 1593 and encodes 466 amino acids.